Molecule: messenger RNA, 2936 nt
Organism: Cuscuta campestris
Lineage: Eukaryota; Viridiplantae; Streptophyta; Magnoliopsida; Solanales; Convolvulaceae
Source: the annotation of a GenBank genome assembly
GCUAAACGACGGGCCUCGAUCAGAGGGCUUUGACUUAGUGUAUUUUACCCCCUAUAAAAGGGGUGGCACCCCUCAUUGUAAGGGGACCGAAUUUUGAAUUCAAUAUACUCCCACUUUGCGCACACACACUCUCUCUCUCUAAAACUUUAUAUUAUUUCAUACUCUCGGUGGUUUAUAGCCAUCAAAUUGGUGCUCUCGUUGAGAGGAGAGGAACAUACUCGUAGGUUAACUCCCGAACGCGAGAAUGGUGCAAACAAGGAGCAACGUCCCCACCACCAGCCACGUAGUUGGCGAGGAGAACGCGUCGGGCAGCGGCAACGGCAACGGCACGGGAGGUAUCGGCUCGACUCCAGACGCGGUCCAAGCGCUGUUCGGCUUGGGGGUGACCGCGGAGCAGCUCCAGGCAGCCGUUGCGGCACUUUCCGCUAUGGGUGGGAACGUGCCCGGCGCCGGAGGUGGCAAAGCUCCGCCCGGUCUCCAUGCCGAACACGCUGCCACUUCCCAACACAAGGGGAAGAAGACCCGUAGGAGCAAAAGGAGGCCCGGCAAAGCCCCGGUGUUUGAGGAGGUGAUAGUGGAGGACAUCCCCGAAGGAGAAGACGAUGAGUCCAGCCAGUGCCGGGUGUCGGCCUUCAAGCGCUUAGGAGGUGAAGAGACCCGGGUGUCGGCCUUCGACAGGCUCGACCACGGACCGGGAGGUCACCCGGGCGACCUCCGCCGACAAAUAACCGAAGGUAGGCGGAGACAUGCUGAGGAGUCCACGACCUCGGAUGCACGCUCGGCCAGGCCCGAGCGGAGCGGAGAAAGACGGGACGAGCGCACCCAGCGUCGCCAUAGUCCAACAAGAACUGAGAAGACAAGGGCCUCUGACCAAGGGGUAUCUCGGCUCGCUCGUGAGAUUGCCGAGCUCAAGCGCCGAGUGGAGACCAGGGCUCCCUACAGCCAGCCCAUCUUGCGGAUGGUAACCCCUUUCACUCCGAGGGUUAUGUCGGUUCCGCUUCCGGCAAACUUCCGGCCGUGGCAGAUCAAGGCCUACAACGGAACGACGGACCCCCAAGAUCAUUUGUCUAAGUUCUAUGCUUCUAUGGAAGCGGCGGCAGCCCCGGACGAGGUCAAGUGCCGAUGCUUUCUCGCGACGCUAGAGGGCUCCACGUGCGAUUGGUUCAACCGGCUCCCGAAGGGAACUAUUGACGACUGGGAUACGCUAGCGGAGAAGUUCUUGACGCACUUCGCAGCCAACCGGAGGCAGAGGCUACCUUACUCCCACCUGCUCAACAUUUGCAUCCGCAAAGGAGAGAAGGUCCAUGACUUCAUAACCCGGUGGGAGAAGGAAGCCAGAGACGUGCACGGGGCGGAUGAUCAAGCGUUGGUGGCCAUGUUCCAAGCAGCCCUUUCCCGCGGUGAGGUGAGGAAGGAGCUCCGCAAGAAUCCUCCCCCCACGUACCAGGAAACCUUGGCGCGCGCUAAGUUCUUGGCCUCAGAGGAAUUCGAUGAUGCCCCUGACUCCGAGGCCGCGCCGGCCAAGCGAGCUCCCGCAGAUGCAGAGGAGAUAGCGAAGAAGAGGAAGAAGAAGAAAGACCACACUGUGGGCCCGAGGACGCCCUCGGCGGGUGUGUACUCCGCGGGUGCGCCUGCGGGGACGGGUCGAGAGCUGGUCCUCUCCCCGCUCCCGCACGUAGAGACCUAUGCGGUGUCCGGCGGCGCCAAGUACUGCGAGUAUCACCGCAACAACACUCACAACACUAAGGAAUGCUUCACUCUUCAGAAGGAGAUGCAGCGACUCAUCGCCCGAGGGCCGGCUCAGCAAGACGAUGGAGCAACCCCUUCCCGGGGCCCACCAGAAGGAAGAACAUGGAGGAAGCCGACCGAGCCGGUCGCGGUGGCCACGCAAGCGAGGAACCCCGAGAAGAGGCACAUUGGGCGAGAGUGUGAUGAUCUAGACGAGGACGAAGCCCAAGGAUAUCCGGUGGGGUUCAUCCAUGGAGGAAAUAUCGGCGGGGACUCUGCUGCUCAAAGAAAGAGGUGGAAGCACGUGGCCUUCGUCGCCAAGGUCCAACAGGCGCCGACGCCCAAGCUCGGAAGACGAGAGCAAAUCCAAUUCACAGAGAAGGAUCUUCCGGACACGUCGAGCCCCCACCAGGACGCCUUAGUCGUGAGGAUGGAGAUCAACAACGCCAUAGUGCACCGCACCUUGGUGGACACGGGAAGCUCGGUCAACAUAAUGUAUGAGAAGACCUUUCAAGACCUCGGCUUGGACCGCAAAGAUUUAAGGCCCGUGCGCACUCCUCUCUCCGGGUUCACGGGGGACUCCAUCGAGACCGAGGGAGUUGUCACCGUGCCCGUGAUAGUAGGGGAUGGUGCGCACAAGGCCAGGUUGAAGAUGGAGUUCAUGGUUGUGAGCAUCAGCUGCGCGCACAACAUGAUCCUAGGACGGCCCGACCUUGAGGACUUGGAAUGUGUAAUCUCCCCAUACUACUUGUGCAUGAAGUUCCCCACUCCUUCGGGAAUCGGGGUGGCGAGGGGAGACCAAAAGUUAGCUCGGUCAUGCUAUGUCCGAAUCACAAAGAAGUUGCCAAGGGAUGAGACAUUGGUCGUGCACGCACAAGAAGAAAUGCGGAAGCUGGAAGCACGGCCGAAGGCCGAGCCCGCUGAGGAGGUCGAGGAAGUGCCGCUCGACCCUCGAGCACCCGAGCGGAAGGUGAAGGUCGGGGCGAGCCUGACCGGGAGCCAGCGGAAGCGCUUAGUGGACGUGCUCUCCGCCUACCGCGUGAUCUUUGCAUGGGGACCCGGGGAUAUGCCGGGGGUAGACCCCAAGGGCUGACAUCAGCGUAAAUUUCCAAAUGCCCGCCAAACUUCCUGCCCGGCUCUGCGCUCCGCUCGUCAUUCCUGCCCGGCUCUGCGCUCUGCUCGUCCUCCCUGCUCGGCCGACCAAGCCG